Molecule: messenger RNA, 3177 nt
Organism: Erigeron canadensis
Lineage: Eukaryota; Viridiplantae; Streptophyta; Magnoliopsida; Asterales; Asteraceae
Product: aconitate hydratase, cytoplasmic-like
Exons: 20
Coding region: 16-2940 (974 amino acids)
Biological process (GO): citrate metabolic process; tricarboxylic acid cycle
Cellular component (GO): mitochondrion; cytosol
Molecular function (GO): 4 iron, 4 sulfur cluster binding; aconitate hydratase activity
Source: RefSeq, a predicted model, not a curated record
CACAAUACAAACGUGAUGCAUAUAAUAUCAUCACCAUCUUCAAUAGCAUCACUUCUCAGAUCAUCAUCAUCAUCGCCGUCUUCUCUCCCAUCAAAACUUUCUCUCUCUAAAAAUUUUCCGUCCCGAUCAUUCACUACAACUUCGUCGCCGUCGUUUCUCCGCCGGAGAUCCGCUCUCAGUGUCACCGCUCAGAUCGGAACCACCGUUACUCCUCUCAUUCAACAGUUUCACCGAAAAAUCUCUUCCAUGGCUUCUGAAAAUCCAUUCAAGGGAAUCUUCACUGCUCUUCCAAGACCUGGAGGUGGCGAAUUCGGAAAAUUUUAUAGUCUUCCUGCUUUAAACGAUCCCAGAGUUGACAAGCUCCCAUACUCCAUCAGGAUUCUUUUAGAGUCUGCAAUACGCAAUUGUGAUAACUUUCAAGUUACACCAAACGAUGUUGAAAAGAUUAUCGACUGGGAAAAUACUUCACCCAAGCAAGUGGAGAUUCCAUUUAAACCUGCCCGUGUUCUCUUACAGGAUUUCACAGGAGUUCCAGCUGUAGUUGACCUUGCUUGUAUGCGAGAUGCUAUGAACAAGCUCGGUGGUGACUCUAAGAAGAUCAAUCCAUUGGUGCCAGUAGACCUUGUUAUCGACCAUUCAGUUCAAGUUGAUGUUGCAAGAAGUGCAAAUGCUGUCCAAGCAAACAUGGACCUUGAGUUUCAGCGCAACAAUGAGCGGUUUGCCUUCCUCAAAUGGGGAUCACAUGCAUUUGACAACAUGCUUGUUGUUCCUCCUGGUUCUGGGAUUGUUCACCAGGUCAAUCUGGAGUAUCUUGGACGGGUUGUUUUUAACACCGAUGGCCUUCUCUAUCCUGAUAGUGUUGUUGGAACUGAUUCCCACACAACCAUGAUUGAUGGAUUAGGAGUAGCUGGCUGGGGAGUAGGGGGGAUUGAAGCAGAGGCAACAAUGCUUGGACAGCCCAUGAGCAUGGUUUUGCCUGGAGUUGUUGGAUUCAAGUUGUCUGGAAAGUUGAAAAAUGGUGUCACAGCUACUGAUUUGGUGUUGACCGUGACCCAAAUGUUAAGAAAGCAUGGUGUUGUUGGAAAAUUUGUUGAGUUCUUCGGCGAGGGUAUGCGUGAACUUCCUUUGGCUGAUAGAGCCACUAUUGCCAAUAUGUCUCCUGAGUAUGGUGCAACAAUGGGCUUCUUCCCUGUUGAUCAUGUAACAUUGCAGUACCUCAAGUUAACAGGAAGAAGCGACGAUACUGUGGCUAUGAUUGAAGCAUACUUGCGAGCAAACAACAUGUUUGUUGAUUAUAGUGAGCCUCAGGAAGAGAAAGUUUACUCAUCAUAUCUACAACUGGAACUAAGUGAUGUUGAACCCUGUAUCUCUGGUCCAAAACGGCCGCAUGAUCGUGUUCCAAUUAAAGAAAUGAAGAGCGACUGGCAUUCAUGCCUUGAUAACAAAGUUGGAUUUAAGGGAUUUGCCAUACCAAAGGAGGCUCAAGAAAAAGUUGUAAGCUUUCCAUUUCAUGGGCAAACUGCUGAAUUGAAACAUGGUAGUGUUGUGAUUGCAGCAAUCACGAGCUGUACAAACACAUCAAACCCUAGUGUCAUGCUUGGAGCUGGUCUUGUUGCAAAGAAGGCUUGCGAACUUGGUCUGGAGGUUAAACCAUGGGUAAAAACAAGUCUUGCUCCUGGUUCCGGAGUUGUUACUAAGUACUUGCUUCAAAGUGGCCUGCAAAAGUAUCUAGAUCAGCAGGGAUUCAAUAUAGUGGGAUAUGGCUGCACCACAUGUAUUGGGAACUCGGGUGAUCUUGAUGAGUCGGUUGCCUCUGCCAUUACUGAAAAUGAUCUUGUCGCUGCAGCUGUACUGUCUGGAAACCGUAACUUUGAAGGACGUGUUCAUCCGUUGACAAGAGCCAACUAUCUUGCCUCACCCCCCUUAGUUGUGGCUUAUGCACUUGCUGGCACGGUUGACAUCGACUUCGAGAAGGAGCCAAUUGGAACUACAAAGGAUGGAAAGAGUGUGUAUUUUAAGGAUGUAUGGCCCAGUAAUGAAGAAAUAGCUGAGGUCGUUCAGUCAAGUGUUUUGCCCGAUAUGUUUAAAAGCACCUACCAGGCUAUCACACAGGGCAAUCCGAUGUGGAAUAAGUUAUCUGUUCCUUCAUCAAGUUUAUAUUCUUGGGAUCCUAACUCAACUUACAUUCACGAACCACCAUAUUUCAAGGACAUGACCAUGGACCCACCGGGUCCCCGCAAAGUGAAGGAUGCAUACUGCUUACUGAAUUUUGGCGACAGUAUCACCACUGACCAUAUUUCUCCAGCCGGUAGUAUCCAUAAGGACAGCCCUGCUGCAAAGUUCCUCCUUGAUCGUGGAGUUGACCGUAGGGAUUUUAACUCCUAUGGUAGCCGUCGUGGAAACGAUGAAGUUAUGGCCAGAGGAACGUUUGCCAAUAUCCGAAUCGUUAAUAAGUUGUUAAACGGGGAGGUGGGCCCAAAGACUAUUCACAUUCCCACGGGAGAGAAGCUUUCGGUGUUUGAUGCAGCAAUGAGGUACAAAGAGGCUGGACAGGAAACCAUUGUUUUGGCCGGAGCUGAAUAUGGAAGUGGCAGUUCCCGAGACUGGGCUGCCAAAGGCCCAAUGCUACAGGGAGUGAAGGCAGUGAUAGCCAAGAGUUUCGAGAGGAUACAUAGGAGUAACUUAGUUGGUAUGGGUAUUAUUCCACUUUGUUUCAAGGCUGGUGAAGAUGCAGAUACUCUAGGUUUGACUGGUCAUGAACGUUACACCAUUGACCUGCCAUCAAAAGCCAGUGACAUAAAGCCGGGGCAAGAUGUCACUGUGACAACUGACAAUGGUAAAUCCUUCACAUGUACAGUCCGAUUUGACACACAGGUAGAAUUGACAUACUUUGAUCAUGGAGGCAUCCUUCAAUACGUGAUCAGGAACCUGAUUAAAUAAAUGUCUCCCUCCAUGUUCAAGUUCCACAAUGCCAGCUGAUUGCGUCUCCCUUUUUAUUUGCGUUUUAGUGCUCUGAAUAAAAUCGGAAUUAUGUUUCCUUUCUGAUCUCUUGUUCUUGUGGAUAAUAUCAUCAUUUUAUAUUAGUUGAGUUAUAUUUAUACAGUUACUGAUGCUAUGGGUUCUGUAUUCAAGAUUUUGGUAGCAAUUAAAAAUUAAAAGGCAUGAUUUUUGAUUUCA